GCUCCUCCCUGAUCUCCGAAAGCAGUUGCACUGUUUGUAUCCAUUUGAAGGACCUGUCGCUGAACUCUCUCUUUCCACUCCUCCUUGAUCACGGCGUCUGCAGCGUAAAUGCACCCACACACAACAGACACGCGCAUGUGGCACAUGCUUGGCUGGCUCAUCUUCUCUGUCGAUCGUCGUAUACAUACAUUUCUCUACUGUGCACAUGCAUGUGUCUGCUGUGUAUGCCGCUCUCCCUCCCUGUGCACCCUGUGCGUGAGUGGUGCGCACGUACUCGAUCGGGUGAUUGCGGUGAGAACGAUUUGUAGUGGUAUGUCUGCAUAAGGGCAACCUCCAUCUGGUACAGAACUCCCAGCAGAUUCUCGAUCGACGCGAUACGCUGUGUCAUGACGUUGGCUUUACUCGCUCGCCCAGAAAACCAGAUAUCUUGAUAUAACUGCUUCUUCAGUGCCGCCCUCUCUUGCUCCAGCGCCUCAAUCCGUUCCUCAACCUCUGUCAUCUUUCUUUCCAGGAAUUCCGGGGAGGAACGGUCAGCUGCGAGGGAGGGCUGGGCACCAGCAUCGUUCGUCACCUGCACUACCACAACACACAUCCACAACACACCCAGAGAAGGGCAGGUACGCCCUUCUCGAGGACACUGGCUCUCUUCUGCAUGUACCCACCCACCGUGAGUGCAGUCGAGCCACGGAUGUGGCCACACAAAUGCUGGUGGCGGUAAGCAUGGCCGAGGGGAGGCACGAACGCAACGACGGCACCAUUAAUUCCCAGCAGCAGCGACGGAAGAAGAGCGAUAGACGAGACGGACCUUCCUGCUAACGCGCCAACAGCCAGCAUCGUCCUCUGCAGUGUGC
Molecule: messenger RNA, 851 nt
Organism: Vitrella brassicaformis
Lineage: Eukaryota; Vitrellaceae
Source: the annotation of a GenBank genome assembly